This is a messenger RNA of Aedes albopictus (Asian tiger mosquito), 3480 nucleotides long. Its product is annotated as mucin-2-like. Gene Ontology annotation, cellular component: nucleus. NCBI's taxonomy places the organism in Eukaryota, Metazoa, Arthropoda, Insecta, Diptera, Culicidae. The record is from RefSeq and is a predicted model, not a curated record. The transcript is spliced from 3 exons. Gene Ontology annotation, molecular function: zinc ion binding. The coding region runs from base 180 to 3404 and encodes 1074 amino acids.
ACACACCGCCAACACAUCGCAAACAACUCAAACUCACCACAAAUGCUCAUUUAUUGACGAGCGUAUAUUCCCCACUCGUGACCAAGCUGUCAAGCAAGAAGAAAGCCUCACUUCAGUCUCGUUGGUGCAUUCGGAUGUGUCAAACGUAAUUGUCAAGCGCAGUGAAAAAAAGUGUUGUGAUGAGUCUGGAUGAAACCAAAAUGGAACCACUGCCAACGGCAGAAGCGCCACCCGAGAUCCAACCACUCUCAUCGACAUCUCAAUCGUCACCGCCUACUGUGCCGCAGGAAACGAUUCCUGCCCAGCCACCUGCUCCGAGCGGUGUUCGCAUCAGACCAAAAACUUGCGAUGUGCGUGAUUGUGACUCGAACAGUUUGCGCAACCCAGAUGUGUUGUUUGUGUGCGUCCCCAGUCACAGCUAUCCAGAGCGGCGCUUCGUAUGGCUGACAUUGAUGCAAGCAGCCCGCGACAAAAAGCGUAGCUACUGUUGCUCGCGGCACUUUAAGGUUCCAGAUGAUUUCAAAGAUUUUCAGGAGUUCAUUUCCGCUCCCCCGGGCUACAAAAGGCAACUGCUUGUCAAAAAGGGCGUAGUCCCGCAUCUCAAUAUGCCCCCACUGAACAUGUCAGCGUUACCGCCGCUGACCAAUCGUUGGCCGAUGACUUUGCCGACCAGUACGACGGAAUUGGAGCAGAUGCGUCACAAUGCCAUGGCAAUGCGCUCCCAGCCUCCUCCGCCGCCGUCAAGACUACAACAGCAGUCGACCCAGCUGGCCAUGAGGCCCCCACAGAGCGGUUAUGUUCCGUCGACACCUCGCAUCAAAUACUGCAAGGGUGUGCAAACUGAUUCGACGACGGCCAGCAUCGGACCACGGAAGGUCCCACCCAGUCUGCAGUACUGUAGGCUCUGUUUCCAGAAGCAAGACUUGGAACCGAUUUUCACCGGAGACCAAACGCUCAUCGAGCCGGAUUUGAUCGAUAAGAUUUUUGGAUGCACCGAAAUCAUGAUAUCCGUCGAGAGCGAUUUUCCUUCCUCAAUCUGCACUGACUGCUACAAUAAAGUACACGAAUACGUUACAUUUCGUAAACUUGUUCAAAGGAAUGAUCAAUCUCUUCGAGGCAUUCCGUUGCCCCCGUUGAAGUCCACUCCUGUUCGCAGUGCCCCUUCAUCAGUUCCGAGACAGAAUAGUUUCGUGCGUAUGAAAACCACUGAACUAGUACCGAACAGACCAACCCAGAAGGUUACACCGAUACGCCCGGUAAAUCCCAAUCCACCGAAACCAGUACAAAGGUCGCCCGUCGUGAACCAACAACAAAGAGAUGACCCACUACUAGAAGUUCAACGCGUGGAAAACGUCGAACGGUAUCAGCGGCGACAGGAAACCAUCGAGAGAAAUCAACCAUUGCGGGCGCAAAGAGUACAGGAUACUCUCUAUCCAGUCCCGUACCGUAGACCCACACAAGAGAGCUCCAUUAGCGAUGAUCCUCUUGCCAGCGCCGACAACGAGCAAAAGCUUCCAUCGGACUCGGAAGACUCUCAGGCACCGGAGGGCGUUCAACUAACUGAUCGAAUCGUUCCGGUAACACUAAUCCGUGUUCGGCCGGAGUCAUCUGACGAUAAUGAGGUAGCCGUUGCUAAGAAUGCUGAAGCAUCGUCAGAUGUUCCGAUAAAGGAAGAAGAACCAAGUGAUGAAACCACAUCGGAGAAUGUUACUACUGCGGCUGAUCAUAAUUCACCUAAGAAUAUGAUUAGACCGAGACCUUUGCAUCAACUGAUGCGAAGUCCCGAGCAAACGAAACCGAACCCUCCAAAUGUUCUACAGGCCGUGAAACUUCUUCCUUCAGCUACCGCUAAAGCUAUGGCAAGUCAGAAGCCUUCGUUGAAACCCGUCAGCACGUUAACAAGAGGGAUAACGAGCGGUCGGUUCCCGGUGCACAGGAUAUGGAAUACAUUCGAAAAAAGCAAACCCAAACCGCCUGUGGCUCGAAUGCUACCUAAAACAUUCAAUCGUGCAGUUAGGCUCCCAGGAUUACUAUCCAUAUCUAAUUUGAUUAAUCGGGCAAAAAAACAUCAAACCGUUGCAUCUGCUACCACAACUUCCACUUCACCGGCGAUCACUAAAGAUACUUCAACCACUCCAACAAACUUAGAAAAUCGGACGGUUUUACAUAAAACACCACCGAGCUUUCAAGCCGCGUGUUUGGCAAAACAUUCCACGCCAUCCCCAGUUCCCAAAUCCAAGGCUCCUACAGAUGCGCCACCAAAACCACAAGAACCACAAGAAAGCACUGUAUCAGAUACUCUCCGUAUUACUGAUACUGUUCCAGUAAUUCCCCCAAAAGUAACUUCUAAACCUUGCAUCCCUUCCACUUCAUCACCUAUUCCAACUAAAAAAAUCGUAAAAUCCCUUACACAAUCGAAAGAACAAGAAAGCUCUGACGUUAAAGUUCUCAAGGAAAGGACUCGUUUAGCAGUUGUUUUAUCAAAGCUUCCAUCCGUGACCGUAUCCCUGCCUUCGCCAAUCAGUACGGGCCAGCCUGCAAAGCCUGUAUCGACUCCAGUGCAAAAAGACACCAGCAAAACUGAGACUUCGUCAGCACCCACUACACCUUCAGAAACGAAUGUGCCACCUUCGCCACGAUCAUCACGCGUUCGAAAGGUCCCACUCAAGUUCCAGAACACCGUAGGAUUCCCUAUGCCGAAGAUCAUCACCGUCAAAGCGGACCCGGACGCUCCUCCAACAGCUGAAUCUAUCAAAGCUCCAGCGGCAGAGAAGCCUAAAGAAACCACUGUUCGUGUCACUCGUAGAUCUGCCGUAACCGAUGACAAACCUGCAAGCGCACAGACGGCUAGAAAGAAACCGGAAGCAAAGGAAACGGCGACCAAAAGUAAACCGAAAGAAGACGAACCACCCAAAAACGAACCUACGCGAAUGACCAGGCGAUCCGAUACAGCAAUCGUGAAACCCGACGUACAGCAACAGCGUUCCAAACCGCCGAAACGGAAAUCCGAUACAAAAUUGGAAACGAAAGACCAAGCACCUCCACCGCCUCCGUCGAAAUCGCCGAAACUGGUGGAACCGCCGAAAACGAAACAACAACCGCCGCCGCAGCAGCAGCAGAAGCCCAAGCAAACAGAACGGGCCAACGGCAGUGAACACAGUGCACCGGAACCGGCAGCGACGGAACCAACGACGCCAGCGAAAACUGUCAAACCGAGAAGACGAGCCGAACUGGAACGGGCAAAAACGCCGGUCUCGUCGCAGGACUGGAAAUGUCCGUUUUGCACGAAUAAGACAUUCGAGGAAAAGAAGAGACUGGUUAAGCAUUUGCGCAAACGGCACGGCAUGGAUUACGCUUUGGUGCGCCAACAGUUGGCUAUUUACGGCGGAAAUUGGCGCUAUUAAAGGGGUUGUUGUAGGUGUAUGGAUUUGUUUUAGGGUAAUGUUAUGUAAAUAAAUGCACCUUUAUCUUUACUUUAGA